AUGGAUUCUAAAAUCAUUGAAACCUCCAUAAACGUGGAAAAGGCUCAUGAUGAGCUGGUCGACGUGGAGAUUGAAAAGCUCGCGGCUUCAAAGGCGUACGAUUACUCUGGAGCAACAAGCAAGACCGAUCCUGCGGAAAUCGCCCUUGUCAGGAAGCUCGAUUACCGAAUCAUGCCGAUGAUUUGGGCGAUGUACUUCUUGAACUAUCUGGACAAAAACGCCAUUGCCUCAGCACGUCUCAACAAAUUGGAAGAUGAUAUCGGCCUCACAGGUUCCCAAUACAAUACUUGCAUUUCGAUUCUCUUCGUUGGAUAUUUGUUAAUGCAGCUACCAUCCAAUAUGCUCAUGGCAUCCAAAAAGAUUCGACCGUCAAUCUACAUGGGCUGCUGCAUGGCAUUGUGGGCCGUUUGCUCAGCGUGCACUGCUUUGGUCCAGAACUAUCACGGCCUCGUGAUCGCCCGUUUUUUCCUGGGAGUCGCUGAAGCACCUUUCUACCCCGGUGCCUUAUUCAUCUUGUCCAUCUUCUACACAAGGAAAGAGAUUGCUACCCGUAUUGCAAUUCUGUACUCCGCCAAUAUUCUCUCCACCGCAUUCUCCGGAUUGAUCGCGGCUGCCAUAUUUUCUACAAUUGACGGAGCGCAUGGAAUCCAAGGCUGGCGAUGGCUGUUCAUCAUUGAAGGAGUCGUCACCUUCGGCAUUGCGCUCCUAUCCAUGUUCGUGCUGCCUGACCAUCCCUCGUCGACACGCUGGCUUUCCGAAGCCGAGAUGGCUAUAGCACAAGAAAGGAUUGCCAGAGAUACUGUGGAGAAGACGGAAUCCCAGAGUGCUCUCCAGAACUUGAAGAUCGCAUUUUCCGACCCCCGCCUCUACCUUCUGGCCUUGAUGCAAAAUCUCCAUCUCUCUGCGGCCGGAUUCAACAACUUCUUCCCUACGGUGGUCGGUACACUUGGAUUCAAUCGCACGGUUACGCUGGCCCUGACAUGUCCGCCAUUUCUAUUUGCAGCUAUUUUUGGGCCCCUCCUUGCACUCAGCUCUGGAAGAUUCAACGAGCGUACGUGGCACAUCACUGGUGGUAUGGCUAUGGGUAUUGCGGGUUUUGCGAUCGCAGCCGCGACACUUAACACGGCUGCUCGAUAUGUGGCCUGUUUUCUGUUCUCGGCUGGUGUCUAUUCCGUCAACUCCUGCAUCCUCGGGUGGGUAUCGGCGACGCUCGGACAGACGGCAGAGAAGAAAGCCAUUUCCUUGGGAUUCGUCAACAUUGUAGCCAACGCAUCCUACAUCUACACCCCGUACUUGUACCCAAGCUCUGAUGGUCCGCGCUACCUACCGGCGAUGGGCGCCAAUGCAGGCUUCGCAGCAGGAACCGUACUUUGCGCAUGGGGGCUGAAGGUCUGGCUGAUGGCGGAAAACCGGAAAUUGAAAGCCAACUCUGGGGAUAUUGGACUUGCGUACGCUUACUGA
Molecule: messenger RNA, 1461 nt
Organism: Fonsecaea erecta
Lineage: Eukaryota; Fungi; Ascomycota; Eurotiomycetes; Chaetothyriales; Herpotrichiellaceae
Exons: 5
Coding region: 1-1461 (486 amino acids)
Biological process (GO): transmembrane transport
Cellular component (GO): membrane
Molecular function (GO): transmembrane transporter activity
Source: RefSeq, a predicted model, not a curated record